UUUUACAUCCUGAAAUGUCACUCGUUCCCGUCCACUCUUACAGCGUGGCACUUCCGGAAAGGGGCGUGGCGCCAUCGUAUGUGGGCGGGGCUUAAAGUCGAACAGGAAAGUGAGUCGCUACUUCCUCGGCGUUCAGAGAAACGAUGGCGGCGAUCCGUAAGAAGCUGGUAAUCGUUGGGGACGGCGCUUGUGGAAAGACGUGCUUACUGAUCGUGUUCAGUAAAGACCAGUUCCCCGAGGUUUACGUUCCCACCGUGUUCGAGAAUUACGUCGCCGACAUCGAGGUGGAUGGAAAGCAGGUGGAGCUCGCUCUGUGGGACACUGCCGGUCAGGAGGAUUACGAUCGCCUGAGGCCGCUCUCAUACCCGGACACAGACGUCAUCCUCAUGUGCUUCUCUAUAGACAGUCCUGAUAGCUUGGAGAAUAUUCCGGAGAAGUGGACGCCAGAAGUGAAGCAUUUCUGUCCGAACGUUCCCAUCAUCCUCGUGGGGAACAAGAAGGACCUGCGUAACGACGAGCACACUCGACGAGAGCUGUCCAAAAUGAAACAGGAGCCUGUAAAACCAGAAGAAGGUCGCGACAUGGCGAACCGGAUCAACGCUUUCGGUUAUUUAGAAUGCUCAGCGAAGACGAAAGACGGCGUGAGGGAAGUGUUUGAAAUGGCCACCAGGGCGGCGCUGCAGGCCAAGAAGCGCGGCAAGAAGAACGGCUGCCUGUUAUUAUAGACAUCAAACCAAACUACGGGCUGGUCGGAGGAUCUUUAACUCUGCCAUCGUGAAACAGGGAGGGAGGGCGGGGUUUAAUUCCCACGAUACUGAUACGGCCAAUCAGAGACGGGGAUUUAGAGAAACCGUGAUCCAUGAUAAGGACGUCUGAAACAGCUUAGCGAUUUGGAUAACGGCAUUAUUUUUGUCAUUAUGAAGCCCAGAAUAGGGCCCCGUUCCAAUAAUGGUUUUAAUACACCCUUGUCCACUUUCCCUUGGUUGAGCCCACUUGGUCACCUUAAGGGCGCUGCUGCAUCAUCAACAUGGCUGACAAUGCAAGCAAUGAAAAAUCUUCUAACAUUUAAUGGUCUUUUGGGAGGGUUUAUGACUCGACAUCUCCAUGAUCAUUAUUUUACUCUGCUAGCCAAUUACCAAGCAUGAUGGUCAACAUACUCGCUAGUUCACAAGCCAGUCAGAGUCUGUGUUUAAGGGGAAGUGAACAGGGGUGUUGUGGAACACAGAGCAGGGUUAUUUUAACACUUCCUCUGAACGUUUGAGGUUAGGUUUUUAAAAGGAAUCUGUCAUUAGGACUUUUCAUUUUAUUUUUUUAUUUUUUUUUUUUUCCUUCCACUGGUCUUCGUCCUGAUCUCUCCUCCUGUCUUCAGUGACCGUGUUGAACUGACUGUACGUAUGUUUGUAUAUGUGUGUAUAUGAAUGCAUGCGCAUCUUUCUUUGUAAAUGAGUGUAUUUUGACUUCUUUUUUUUCUCUGUUUCUUUUUCUUACCUUUUUUUUUUUUUUUUCUUCCCCAUACCUGGCAUCUUACAGGAUUCUGGGCUGUACAUUAGUGACCUAAUACAUUUGGCAUUUGGUUUCAUGUUAUUUAAAAGCAUACAGUUUUUUAAUCGUUGCAUUUAGAAAAUAAAAAUUUAAUGGAAAAAGCCAAAA
Messenger RNA from Pangasianodon hypophthalmus (striped catfish), 1650 nucleotides. It is a transcript of the gene rhoac, whose product is annotated as ras homolog gene family, member Ac. The transcript is spliced from 5 exons. Gene Ontology annotation, biological process: stress fiber assembly; small GTPase-mediated signal transduction; cell migration. Gene Ontology annotation, molecular function: GTPase activity; GTP binding. Gene Ontology annotation, cellular component: cleavage furrow; dendritic spine. The record is from RefSeq and is a predicted model, not a curated record. NCBI's taxonomy places the organism in Eukaryota, Metazoa, Chordata, Actinopteri, Siluriformes, Pangasiidae. Bases 144 to 725 code for a protein of 193 amino acids.